This is a messenger RNA of Momordica charantia (bitter melon), 1854 nucleotides long. Its product is annotated as patatin-like protein 3. The record is from RefSeq and is a predicted model, not a curated record. Lineage: Eukaryota; Viridiplantae; Streptophyta; Magnoliopsida; Cucurbitales; Cucurbitaceae. Gene Ontology annotation, biological process: lipid metabolic process.
UCUUCAUCUCCUUCUUCUCCAUUUCUUCAAUUUCUCUGCAACUUCUUUUCGUCUCAAUCAACCGAUUUACUGUUUAAUUUUCUUCUUCGAUUUCUCCAAAAUGGCGGCCGUUUCCUCGUUUCCUCAGGUUAACGAUAUCGAGUCCGUGAGCUUCGAUGUCGACAAGCUUACCUACGAGAUCUUCUCCAUUCUCGAGAAUAAAUUUCUCUUCGGCUGCGAUGAUUCCGAUCCCAAGCUUCAUGUCGCCGCUCAGGCUCCGGCGGUCCACGAUGGCAAUGCCUUGAAAUCUGGUAAGCAGAACACCGGGAAGGUCAGGAUUCUGAGUAUUGACGGUGGAGGUUCCACCGACGGGAUUCUUGCUGCCAAGUCGCUGGCGUGUCUUGAGGAUUUCCUUCGUCGGAAGUCGGGGAAGCCUGAUGCGCGCAUUGCCGACUAUUUUGAUGUGGUUGCCGGUUCUGGUGCUGGAGGCAUUCUCGCGGCGUUGCUGUUUACUAGGGGGAAAGACGGUUGUCCUCUGUUUACGGCGGAUGGAGCUUUGAAUUUUCUGCUUAAGAACCGUCGAGAAAUUUUCCGGUCUUCCGAUGGAGGAAUCUUCCGGCGAGUGUUCCGGCCGGCGAAGGUGGAGAAGCUUUUCCGGAAAACGUUUGGAGAGUGGACGUUGAAGGACACGUUGAAGUCGGUUUUGAUUCCGUGCUAUGACCUCUCCACUAAAGCGCCGUUCCUGUUUUCUCGCGCCGACGCUCACGAAAUGGACGGUUACGAUUUCAAGAUUCGCGACGUUUGCGUUGCGACGUCUGCGGAACCGACGGUGUCAGGAGCCGUCGAAAUGCGGUCAGUGGACAAGCGGACCAAGAUCACUGCCGUCGACGGCGGCAUAGCCAUGAACAACCCGACGGCCGCCGCGAUUACGCACGUCCUGAACAACAAGCAAGAAUUCCCGUUCUGCAAUACCGUGGAAGAUCUCCUCGUAGUCUCCCUCGGAAACGGAGAGUCAGAUUUCGGCGCCGUGAACCUCAAUUCGUCGCCGGCCGCUUUCACAAGGAUCGCCGGAGAGGGCGCUUCCGACGUGGUUGAUCAAGCGGUUUCUAUGGCAUUUGGUCCGCACAGGACAAGCAAUUAUAUCCGUAUUCAGGGGAAUGGCAUUGUGGCAAAGAGCAACUUGGAGAAGGCAAAAAGAGGCCCAAAAAGCAGCAACAUCUUGGAGAAAGCAGGGGAAAUGUUGAGGCAGAAGAACAUAGAAGCUGCUUUGUUCAAAGGGAAGAGGAUGAUUGAGAAGACAAACAUGGAGAAAUUGGAGGAGUUUGCGGGAGAGGUGAUCAAAGAACAAGAGAGGAGAAAAAGCAGCAUCCUCCCCACAGUACUAUUGAAGCAGGCAUUUCCAUCGCCAAGAACAUCCUCGGCUUCUGCCACCACACUCUCCACCAUUUCCUCCUGCUAAGUGCUAAUCAUUCUCAGAAAUUUGGAGGUUAGUUUAGAUUCUAUAAAAGGAAGAUAAUUUCAUGUAUUAUGCUGCUUCUUCUGCUGCCGCUCGCGAUGAAAUGGGAACGUCCGAGUCUGAGCUGAGCUGCUGUUGUGUUGCGAAAACUGCCACCAGCUUUUUUUUUUCUCUUAAAUCUUUUUGGGUGUGGCUGUUGAUUAAUUUACUAGUAUAACAUUUGCCAGUAUGAGGGCUCUGCAAAUGCCCAAUUGUAUAGUAAACAGAGAGAUUUUCAUUUAUUUAUUUUUUCUCAAAGUGGGAAGACUAAAGAGUGUGAUUUUACAGUAGAGGUGAGACACAGAGAGAGAGAGCUUGGAGUUUUGUGUAAUUUUACAUGUAUAAUAUAAUAUCCCAUUGCAAAAAUUUGGUAUUAACCU